This is a messenger RNA of Parnassius apollo (apollo), 1941 nucleotides long. The record is from the annotation of a GenBank genome assembly. NCBI's taxonomy places the organism in Eukaryota, Metazoa, Arthropoda, Insecta, Lepidoptera, Papilionidae.
AUGAACUCCGUAUUUCUUCUGUCGUCUUCUCCAUUUGCCGGUCGCUCAUUCGCUUUACCAAAAAAGUUACUAUCGAACCUUCCAGACAUCCAAAAGCAAAAAACGUCUUCUUCGCCUACUAUCCUGCAGGAAUCAUCAAAUGUAGAAGUAGCAAAGGAUCCACCGGGGUCAACAUCACUCAGCACGAUAUCGACUCUGUCGACGACGCAAGUGCCGGUGCUUGUAAAGGAUGAAUUAAUCGAAUAUUGUCGAUUAUGUGCCGCUUCAGAUUGCGUUGGCGAGCUAUUAAACCUUCAGAGUGAUGAUGCUUUGAGGAAACUGGUAUUAAAAAUGACAAAAAGGUUGAACACUAAUAUUGACUUCAGCCAAGAACAUCUUCCAACAACAAUUUGUUCUGCGUGCGUCAAGGCGUUAUAUACGGCUUAUGACUUCGUCGUAGGCAUAGACCAGGCGCAGAUAACCCUAAAUAAUAAGCUAAUCCAGAAAGGCGUACAUCAGAUGCCAGGAAAUAGGUAUCUCGACAACAACCCGGAUUUAUCUAGCAGGUCUUUACAGCAGGUUUCAACAAAUAAAGGGACAACGGUGGAUGAAUUUGAAUUUGAGCAGAAACCACUACAUGUGCCGAGCACGGACUUUCUUUUGACACAAGUAUCUUCAAAUAAUGAAGUAGCAGCAAGUGAUUUCAAGCAGCCAUUGUUACCUGGUCGAACACAACUGUUCCGCUUAUACAAGUAUCAACCAACAUUGGACCAGCAAUUUCCUACGGAUUUCGUACUAGCAAAUUGCUGGAGAGACAUUAUACAGCGGACACGAAAUGAAGACCAGUGGAAACCUCACAAGACUUCAGUCGUAUGUUCCGCACAUUUCGCUGAUGAUGAUUUAUAUUUAACAAAAACAGGAUUACGACGGCUAAAGCAUGGAUCGGUACCAAACAAGUGUCUGUUUUUGUCAGCGACGGAAACAGAAUCCUCGAUAAAUACGAAACAAUUACUAUCGAACCUUCCAGAAUCCCAAAAGCAAAAAACGCCUUCUUCGCCUACUAUCCUGCAGGGAUCAUCAAAUGUUGAAGGAGUAACAAAGGAUCCACCUGGAUUAAAAUCACUCAGCACGAUAUCGACUCUGUCGGCGACGCAAGAAUCAUCAAAUGUAGAAGUAGCAAAGGAUCCACCGGGGUCAACAUCACUCAGCACGACAUCGACUCUGUUGACGACGCAAGUGCCGGUGCUUGUAAAGGAAGAAAUAAUCGAAUAUUGUCGAUUAUGUGCCGCUUCAGAUUGCGUUGGCGAGCUAUUAAACAUUCUGAGUGAUGAUGCCUUGAGAAAACUGGUAGUAAAAAUGACAAAAAGGUUGAACACUAAUAUUGACUUCAGCCAAGAACAUCUUCCAACAACCAUUUGUUCUGCGUGCGUCAAGGCGUUAUAUACGGCUUAUGACUUCGUUGUUGGCAUAGACCAGGCGCAGAUAACCCUAAAUAAUAAGCUAAUCCAGAAAGGCGUACAUCAGAUGCCAGGAAAUAGCAAUCUCGACAACAACCUAGAUUUAUCUAGCAUGUCUUUACAGCAGGAGGUACGAGUAUCUUCAAACAAUGCAGUAGCAAGUGAUUUUAAGCCGCUGUUGUUACCUGUGUCUAACACAACUGUUCCGCUUAUACAAGUAUCAACCAACAUUGGACCAGCAGUAAGUAAAAUCGAGCAGCCAGCACCACUUGAAUCAAGCUCGAACUCACCUACUUGGCAGGAUGAUGCCGCGAAACGAAUGAAGUGCUCGUCGUACGAUCUCAGUAAGCAAGUGCAGAGAAUUGAUGGUCAAAGAAAGAAUAUAAAAAUAUUAAACCAAAAGAUUAGACGACUGCAGAAGAGAAAUGAAUCACUUAAGAAUUUAAUAAUAACCUUAAAGAAAAAAAAUACUGAUACCAAUCCAUUCAAAAAAUUUAAGCAGUAA